Messenger RNA from Pungitius pungitius (ninespine stickleback), 3092 nucleotides. RefSeq names its product telomeric repeat binding factor 2, interacting protein (gene terf2ip). Gene Ontology annotation, biological process: telomere maintenance via telomere lengthening; regulation of DNA-templated transcription. The transcript is spliced from 7 exons. The record is from RefSeq and is a predicted model, not a curated record. Lineage: Eukaryota; Metazoa; Chordata; Actinopteri; Perciformes; Gasterosteidae. Gene Ontology annotation, molecular function: telomeric repeat DNA binding. Gene Ontology annotation, cellular component: shelterin complex. The coding region runs from base 858 to 2735 and encodes 625 amino acids.
GAAAUGCAACUGUACAACAAACUUCUCUAAACCAUUUCCAAUUAUUUUUUUAUUAAUGUGUAUGAAAUACGAGGCACCUUUUUUAGAGCAACUUUUCAGGGGUAGCCAACGAUCAAUAUGUCCCAAUUAAUACCAGGGAGACUGCAUUUAUUAGCGGUCAUGUGACGAUGACGCCCUCUAGCGACGGGUUUCAGAAAAGCAGCCACCGUUAAGGAACUGCACUCAAGGCUGGAACUCGCUUCUGCGUCUGGGUCUGCGUCUUGUGUCGACGGACUCGUUUCAAUUCAUGGUCCAAAAAGUCUUGCGCGUGUUGCGGAGCAUUUCACCGCCAGAACACUAGGUGGAAAAACGUUUUUUUGUUGUUUCAGAAAACCCAGAGAGUGACGUCUUUGUGUGUGGAAGUCGUUGGUUUGUUUAUUUAUUCAUCAGAGACUUUUUGCCCCGUGCACCGCCACUGCUGCUUUUCAAUGCAUUUUUUUCGCGGACACAUUUGUCCCGUAUUUUCCUCCACAACUUUGUACACCCCUCGACCGGCAAACCGACGUUUUGCGGAAGAAGACGGCGGUCAUCUGCUCGCGGAUUAAUACAGUCGGCUCAAAGUUAGUGAAAAGGCUCGGUCGUGUGCGUAAAGAUAUCAAAGCGUUACGGUGCUGCUUGGCGCUCCAUCUUCCAAGACUGAUCGUGCAAAGAACCAAACCACACACGCUUGUUCUACUAUAAUAUCUUGUCUGGAGUGCAUUCUAAUCGAUGCCACCUGGUGGACGCACCAUUCUUAUGAACCUGUGAAAAUUAAACAGCCCUUUUUCCAAGUCUACAAAAAAAAUUUGGUCCUUCGAGCCGGAUUGGAGUAACUAGAGAUGUUCCAAGAUGAGCAUGGGACGCCACGUCCUGCAGAUGUUCGUCCACGCCGGGAUACACGACCGCCGGCCUGGAUGGAAGAUUACACCAUCUCCCUGCCAGCACAUUUCCCGGAAAUAAACGCCAGGAUGAUGCCUCUCACAUCUCCCCACGAUCGAGAAGCGGCAGCUCGUCGUCCCUUCCACCCUGAGUAUGUAGAUGCCGUUUUCCAGAGUGUGCCUGCCUCUCCCCGACGGAGGCGUGCCGCAGACACGGCGCCGGAGAUCCUCGAAGCCUUUCAUGGGUUGAUGAAAUACAAUCUCCGCAGCUCGAAGAAGCGCCCCGGAGAUUUGGAAAAGGCAGGCUACGAAGUCAAAGCGCUGAAGGGGGAUCUUAGCGAUGCACCGGGGUUCAUACCACAUCACAUGGUAAAAGAAAAUGAAGAGACGGAGAUACAAAAAACCUCCAGUCCAGAAGAUCCUGCCUCUGCUCAAACCCAUUUGACGGGAAAUGACCCAACACAAGUGAUAAGGGACCAGUCCGUACCAUACACGGUACAAGCUGAAACAUCCAUCCCUGCCCAAGAGGAAGUGCAACAUGUGGACCCGCAGACCGAUAUCCAACCACCUGAAAGCCAACUGGGAGAGACUGUUGAGAAAUCAAACGCUCCCCACCCCGAGGGACCUUGUUUGGAGCCACAGACUCACGGCCUACUUGUUGCAGCUCAGAGUGCAGAACCACAAACGGUCAUUUCCCCUCAAAAGAAAAGUGCGCCACAGGAUUCUCCCAAGUACCUGCAUGACACCUCUUCUCCGAAAAAGUCCAGGGAGAUGCAGAAAGUCUCCCCGAAGCUGGAACAACUGCAACGCAGAGUAACGCGGAGGCAGCUCGCACUCGAGAUGUCUCCUUUACCCGAACUGUACGGCAAAAAACUCAGAUCAUCGUCAACUUCUCCUCUGCUUCCACCGGCGUCUCCUCAGCCUUCAAAGAGAACCAAAUCAGCCUCCAAGUCCACUCUUCUAGUGGACACGGUUGUAGAAGAGCCUCCUCCUAAGAGACCCAGAGCGGAGAGUGUGGCAGGAGAGGAGGAGGAGGAGGAGGAGGGGGGACAAGCUGCCGGCCCUGAAACCGCACAAGCAGGUACAGAGUCGAAUUCAACGCCACAGAAGAAGAAAGAAAAGCGAAAGUUUGGGAUUCUAGAGAUGGCUAUAAAGGAAUUUGAAGAUGGAAGUGAGUCGGGUGACGAUGCCGUUCCUGAUGUCGAAACCCCGAUAGAGGCGGCCGCGACGCAACCCACGUCAGCAGAGCAUCUGCUCCCAACCUCGGACAAGCCUCCUGAUGCCGUUUCCACGGCGUCCAGUCCUGAACAGGUGGCGAGUCCCCACAGGGACGCGCCGGAAGCGGAGCCCCUCGCCGGCGACGGCCUCCCGACGUCCGGCUGCCUGGGACCGGUGGCCAAAGAGGCUGACGACGCCGCCUCCAAAGUUCACCUGUUCAUAUUUGACAGUGAAUCGCAGGAGGACUCUCAGUCCAUUAUCGGGGACCGUCCCGCAGCGCCGUCCAAACCACGGGCCGUGGUCAACAACGACGACGAUGGCGGCGUCCUUUCACUCACCCAGGUGCAGUUGGACGAGGACAAGCAGCGAAUCAAAGAUCUGAUGAGCCAGACCAACCAGGACUUGGUCAGUGUGACCAAAGCCCUGUUGAAGACCAGCGGAGACUUCGCCGCCGCUCUGGAUCACCUUUUGAACCCCACCUCCAUUUCAGCACCGGUGUGGAAUCGCUGCGACGACACUCUUCUGCGCUCCGCAGACCCCGGGGUCCGACAGCAGCUGCGAGAGAAAUACGGCGAGCAGGACGUGGCCAGAAGAAUCGUUUUCCUCGAAGUAGAAGGGUGAAUAUGAAGGACAGAAAGGAGGAAAAGAGGAGAUGCAAGGAGAAAACUCAUUUAAUGUAUCUUUUGACUAGUGAGCUGGAUUCUUUCAGCAUUAAGGAAUUGUACGUUAAAGCUGCCUUUCCUUCGGAGUAACUUUUUAAGAGAUACAAUCAAACAUUAAGUGGUUUUAAUAUUAAACAUUUAAGGUAGAAUAAGUGAAGGCCACUGUUGGUGCAAUUCUCUACAUUCAUUUGUUCGGUAGCAGAAUCUUUUAAUGUGUUCAGAGUAAAAAUGAUAUUUUAUGUGGUUUUUAAUCAGCCUUAUAUAUUCCAUUGCAUAAAAACCCAUGUUUUGCAUAAUAAAUAUCCUGUUCUAAAUG